This is a messenger RNA of Truncatella angustata, 1555 nucleotides long. RefSeq names its product putative 26S proteasome regulatory particle subunit Rpn8. The record is from RefSeq and is a predicted model, not a curated record. The coding region runs from base 290 to 1324 and encodes 344 amino acids. Gene Ontology annotation, molecular function: protein binding; metallopeptidase activity. Gene Ontology annotation, biological process: proteasome-mediated ubiquitin-dependent protein catabolic process. Gene Ontology annotation, cellular component: proteasome regulatory particle; proteasome complex. The transcript is spliced from 3 exons. Lineage: Eukaryota; Fungi; Ascomycota; Sordariomycetes; Amphisphaeriales; Sporocadaceae.
AUAACUAGCCCAUGCAGCCGAUCUAAGCCCCAGUGCGGUUAAGCGGGUGUUGAGGUGAGGUGAGGUGCGAGGUGAGCUUGCCGCCCGCAACAACGCAGAUGCAGUUGCAAGUUGCAGUACGUAGCUCAGCUCUACCUAAUUAAAUCAUAACUAAUCGCAGCCUCGUCCGCCGCUUCUAAACCACAUCGACAAACAUCCUACAUCCACAACCCACGUCUUUGCCUCAUUCCACCACAACCGUAAAACCCCUCAAACAGACAAGCAGAUCGCCAGUCGACUUUUCGACACAAUGCCCGCCACUACCGCUGAGACGCUCGCCUUCGUCUCCAAAAAUGUCACCGUGGCGCCCCUCGUUCUGCUCUCCGUAGUAGACCACUACAACAGAGCCGCCAAGGGCACGAGGAAGCGGGUUGUUGGUGUCUUGCUGGGACAGAACGAUGGAACCACCGUGAGAGUAUCCAACAGUUUCGCAGUGCCGUUUGAGGAGGACAAUGAUGAUCCCACGGUCUGGUUCCUGGACCACAACUACGUCGAGAACAUGCGUGACAUGUUCAAGAAGGUCAACGCACGAGAAAAGUUAAUAGGCUGGUACCACUCCGGUCCCAAGCUUCGCGCUUCCGAUCUCGAGAUCAACGAGCUGUUCAAGCGCUACACACCCAACCCCCUCCUGGUCAUUAUCGACGUCCAGCCCAAGGAGUCGGGUGUGCCUACAGACGCAUACUUCGCCGUGGAGGAGAUCAAGGACGACGGCACAGCGACCUCAAAGACCUUCGUGCACACACCAUCGACCAUUGAGGCAGAGGAGGCAGAAGAAAUCGGCGUCGAGCACUUGCUAAGAGAUAUCCGAGACGUCGCCAUCGGCACCCUUUCCACACGAAUCACAAACCAGCUUCAGUCACUGCAAGGUCUACACCUGCGGUUGCGGGAGAUCCAGACCUAUCUACAAAAGGUUCAGGAGGGCCAGCUCCCUGUAAACCACGCCGUCUUGGGCAACCUCCAGGACAUCUUCAACCUGCUACCUAACCUAUCCACACCCAAGCCCACGAGCGAUGGCAAGCUGGAGAAUGCCAGCGAGCUCUCAUACGCCAUGAGCGUCAAGACCAACGACCAGCUUCUGGCCAUUUACCUCAGCAGUCUGAUCCGAGCCAUCACCGCCUUCCACGAUCUGAUUGAGAACAAGAUCCAGAACCGUCAACAACAAGAAGAGAAGGAGGCCAAGAAGGAAGAGACCGCGGCAAAGGACGAGAAGGACAAGAAGGACGGCGCCAACGGUGUAAAUGGCGACUCGCCAGAGAAGACUGGCGAAAAGGAGAAGAAGAAAUAGGCGUGAUGAUGCGUAAUGACACGGCGUUGGGGACAGCGCAUUGGGAACAUGCCGGCAUUGUGUACAAUAUCCUGACUCCGGAAGAUAAGCCAGGUACGGGCCACCAUGCUAAAACAACAAUAGAGAGCUGGCCGUUUUAGAUGACACACUGCGAGAGAAGACACACUUGGUAUACACCAUCAUGAUGUAACUAUACUAACCUACCUGAGAGUCGGUUAAGCUGCGAUAGGA